Stegodyphus dumicola is the source of this 1104-nucleotide messenger RNA. RefSeq lists its product as uncharacterized. NCBI's taxonomy places the organism in Eukaryota, Metazoa, Arthropoda, Arachnida, Araneae, Eresidae. The record is from RefSeq and is a predicted model, not a curated record.
AUUGCUUCCUUAAUGUCUAUAUUAGACUCGGAUGAAACGUUUGAAGAUAUAUUAGGCCGCAGUUAUGAUGCAGAAUUUUCAGAAGAAGACAAAGUUUAUAUUUCUGCUGUUCUCAACCGAUUGCGUCGGAUCCUUCAUUGGGACCCAGAGGACGAAGAAAGCUUAUUCAACAAAAAUAGAGGACCACAAAUAAUGAUAGAAAUCAUGUCCUAUUUCACCAGAUGGAAAUCUCUUGUCUGUCAAGGCAGCAAUUUAACUGAUAUUCUUGGUCUGCAACAUCUCAUAACAUAUAGCUUGGCUAAGCUGUGUUUCCUCUAUUGGAUUGAGGACUCUAACAUAGUAGCAGAAGUACUGCGACAAGUUUAUUCUUGUGAUGGCCAUUUUUCUUUUAUGUUCCUCCACAUAGUUAACAGAUGUGAAAGACGUCCACCAUGGAGGACAUCUGCCGAGGAUUCAAGACAGAAGGAACAUCUGGCUAUGUUGUACUUUCUGUAUCAUGCUCAUAAGGCGAAAUGUGAAUACCAUGGAACACGCUUCGUGAAUUUGCGUCUUCGAACUCCUCUACGUGUUCCACCCGUGUUUCUAGCAGCUAUCUACAAUAAACCGCGCCUUCUUCUUCUUUUACUUCGCUAUGGCGCGAAUCUAUACACGAGAGAAGAUGGAAUCUCUGAUGACUGGGAUCUUUUCAUGUUGCUUCGUCAUCUAACAAGAGUAUUGUGGACAUCCCUAGGAUACGAUUUCCAGAAUCAUGAAACGGACUCCACUAUGAUCAGCUUCCCAAUGCAUAAUGUAAUAUUAUGCUUAAGGGUUUUGCUGAGAUCCAUUCGUCAGAUAAAAAUGAGUGAAUUGGAUUUUCCUUUAAUGAACUUUGACCAGGGUUCCUUGACUGGAUCCACAAGCAGCCGCAACUUUGUUAACUGGAUUUCCGAAGAAGGGCUUGUAUCUAAACUAGUCUCAAGAUAUCUUGAUCCAGCAGAGCUGAAGCAUCUGUGCAGGUUCGAAAUACGGAGAGUUUUGAAUAGAAAUUGGAAACUGCCGUACGGUAUCGUCGCUUUACCAAUACCGAAAUUACUGCAAGACUACAUUAAUCUUUCUGAUGAUUAA